AUGGCUACCCCAAGCCCCCCAAACCUCUCUAAAACACUUUCCGACAAGGCCAGCAACCUUCUCAAUAAGGUCAACGAUGCUCAAUCCAUCUUCAACCCAGUUACCCAACUCCUAGAUACCUACCUAGGCUCUGAGGAAGUCCGCGCUCUCCCACCGAGUUCACGAAAACUCCUCACCUCCCUUUGCCUUGAGUUUAAGGCAACCAUCGAACAGCACUUCGACGCCUUUGUUACUGGUCAUCCCCCCCCUAGGGGAGCUACUACUCCGCCUGUCACCCCCCUUUCCCCUCCUUCCCCCCCGACCACCACUCACACAAGUACACCCACAAUGCCUAUAGGCCCCAAGCCCUCCUACAUUCAGAAAGCCUCUACUCCAAUCAUUGCCCUCACAAACAAGACUCCCUCCGAUAACCGCUUAUUUAAAGUCCUCGGACCAAACGCCUCCCUCUUAAGGGAGGUCCAAGAGGUCAAAACAGGCUUCGCUCUCUGCACCAGCUCAACAGCCAAUCUAUUAGCCCUUGAAAAACAGAAAGCCAUUAUAUCAUCCGCAAUCGGAGACUGCAAAAUUGAGGCCCAAGAGAAAUGGACCAUUUACCGUCUAAACUAUGUCCCCAAGAAAGUCAUUAUCUUCAAUGAUCAAUUCAAAAUAGACUCCAUUUUAGUUACAAAAGAUACAAUCUCCGACGCUAUAAAGGAAUACUCUAGUCAGGUGCUUACUCACGCUAUCCAAUCCCAAACGAACCCCUCACCUAAUGAGUAUUACUCAACAUGGAUAGUAAGCUUCAAGACAGGAGCAAAACCACUCAAAAAGAACCUGAAGAUUCUAGGGGCCAACAUCAGCACAUCCCUCCUAGUACAAAAACCAAAGAUCACUCAAUGCAAUCGUUGCUUUCAAUGGCACAACGCAAGAACAUGCCUCAAAUCACAAAUCUGCCGCCUAUGCGGUUCGGGAAAGCAUACAGAGAGCAAUCAUACUACCAGUUGUGGUACUGAACACGUAUGCCCACCCAAAUGCCUUCACUGCAACGGGCCCCCACCCCGUAGAUGA
This is a messenger RNA of Sclerotinia sclerotiorum 1980 UF-70, 1047 nucleotides long. RefSeq lists its product with no specific name. The record is from RefSeq and is a predicted model, not a curated record. The transcript is spliced from 2 exons. Bases 1 to 1047 code for a protein of 348 amino acids. NCBI's taxonomy places the organism in Eukaryota, Fungi, Ascomycota, Leotiomycetes, Helotiales, Sclerotiniaceae.